Messenger RNA from Anolis carolinensis (green anole), 10758 nucleotides. RefSeq names its product chromodomain helicase DNA binding protein 8 (gene chd8). The transcript has 38 exons. Gene Ontology annotation, molecular function: ATP-dependent chromatin remodeler activity; ATP binding; protein binding. NCBI's taxonomy places the organism in Eukaryota, Metazoa, Chordata, Lepidosauria, Squamata, Anolidae. Gene Ontology annotation, biological process: chromatin remodeling. The record is from RefSeq and is a predicted model, not a curated record. The coding region runs from base 2552 to 9994 and encodes 2480 amino acids.
GGUCUUAAGUGUAGACAAAAUACAAAGAUUUUGGAAUAUACCCCCAUGAAUAUGGGGUUAUACUGUAUUCAGAGUUCCUCUCUUCUGUGAUACGCAUGUCCUUCUCAGUGCAUAUCAUAGUGGCCCAUGCUAUGAUGAAGAAACUGCCAGAGCCUUCUAGAAAUUCUUUUCGCUUUGACAGACCUCUUUGAAUCCUGCUGACUAUUUUGUGCUCUCUGGAACAACCUGCUGACUUUUGGUGUGUUGAAGGACCUUACUCUUCAAAUAGAUAAUUUUGAAGCAAGGCCCAGCUACCGAUACAUGGAACUUGCACACAUGGAAUUGAGAAGAUAGCUAUUAUUUUGAUCAGCUCAGGCAGCACUGGGUCAUACUAUUAAUGGUCAAGAACUCAGGUCCUUGUAUGGCAUCUCCAUAUUCCCAAGCAGUCUAUCUGACUAUCCAUUUCUGGGGGACAAAAUGAUAGCAACAAAACAGUAGAAGCGAAUUACUUUCAUGUAUUACUUUGAGAUCUCCUAUCACAUUCUCUCUGUUUAUCUAUCUAUCUGUAUUUAUAUUUGUAUAACCUGAAUACAAUAAAAUGUACUAGGCAAUAUCCCAUUGAGAUACUUUAUUCCUUUGAGCCCUGCUCCAAAACCUUUGAUACACAGUGGUAUAUACAUUCUUGAAAUGAAAUGAGAAAGAAUAGAAUGAAAUACUUCCAAAUUGCCUGUUAUUGUCUGUUAUUUGACAAGAACAUUUACCAGUAUGUGUAUCUGUCCGUGCAUAGUGGUGUGUGUUUGUAUGUGUGUGCCUACAUGUCUGUUUAUGUAUGUAAAUUCAUGCAUAUGUAUGCAAAUAUGUAUAUCCAUAUGUACAGAUGAAUUAGUGUGUAUGUGUGUUUUGGUGUCUGUGAUACAUGAUUAUAUAUGUCAUAAACAGUCAUUCCAGUUUACCUUGGGUAUCAUACUGGGAGAAAAGAUAUACAUAAAAUAAAUAUCUGUGUCUACAUCUGUAUUUAUAUUGACUGUAUGUGUGUAUGCCUGUGAUGUCUGUAGGUAUAUUCCUUUCAUGUCUCUGUGUAUACAAACACAUAUCUAUAUAUUCCUGUGAUGUCUUUAUGUGAGUAUAUGUGUAUAUUCCUGCAAUGGCUGUGCAUAGGAGUGUAUGUAUACCUGUACUUACCUACAAUGAUGUGUGCAUGCCUGUGUGUCUGUGCACAUAUGUGUGUGUGCAUGGGAAAGGGAGGUGUCAAUUUGCUCCAUUUAUUUGCGCACCUUUCAGGGUUUGCAAAAACCAAUCAGAUCCUUUUUUCAAAGAAACUGGCUGUGCAAUGGGAUUGAGGGAUACAAAUGAGCCCUGACCCCAGCGAGGGGAAGGCGGCCCCUUUUUCUUUCUGCAAUAGAGCACAGAGGAGGAGGAGGAGGAGGCAAUCGGGUGGCACUCAGUGUCUGGCUAGCUGGGGUGGCAAGGAGGAGGGGGAGAGCAGCUAGCCUGGCUCCUCCUCAUCUUCCUUCCCUCCUCCUUGCGUUCUGUGCUGGGCAAGGAAGGGGGAGAGGAGGAGAAAAGGAAGAAGACGCUGGAGGCUUGGAGGAGGAGCUAUAGCCUCUGUUGGGGCCGGGUAGGAUCAGAUGGGGGAGACCUGGGAAUGGCAGAAUCUAGCUAGAAAAGGAAAGGGGAAGGGGAAAUAUAGUGAUAAGGGAGGGGGCAGAAUUGCUCAAUUUAAAUCGGCUUGACAGGGAGGGGGUGAAUCGGGAAAUACUGUGUGGCUAGCAGGUUUUGUUAGGGUGGAGGAUGAAGGAGGUGGAAUGCCGAUGACAGAGGAAUGGGGGUUUAGGGAUCGAGAGGUAUGCACGGAUGCAAGAUGUGGGUGGGAGGAAUGACUCAAUCUACAGAUGGUUGGGUUCAAGAGGUGCUGUGGUUCAAACCAUGGGAGGGGUUGGGAUUUGGGGUUAAGGAUGUGGUGGUGGGAAAUUCUGGGGCUCCAUGAGCCAGUGUGGGGGGAGGCAGCACAGGUGAGUCAACCUGCAAAUGGGCCAGGAAUAUAGGUGUCUUUGAAGGCUGGAAGUGGGGAGGUACAGGCAGAAAGGAUCUGAGAAGGGGGAAAGAGGAGAAAAGAGGCCUAGAGGAUUAGGAGGAUACUAUGAAAUAGCUGAGAUUUGAAGAAAAGCAUAUGACAUGGUAUAUGGCAAAACACACUGUAAUAACAACUACAAAUGGAAAAAGUGGGUUUUAGUGUGAAGAUUAUAGGGUGUGGUGGGAGUGUUAGGAGAAGUCAGGCAGUUGUGUGAUAGCAUUGGUGGGGUGGUCUGUAGAAAAAUAUGCUCAUGAAAAGGGAGAGAAGGCUGAAGUACCCUGAGGAGAAACUGAAUGUAUGCAGUUGGCAAGUGGAAGAAAUGUGAAGAAGUCACUGGAAGCCCCCACGGAGACCAGCUGUAAUCAACCUCUUCCUCCAUGAGGGCCUUUGCAGUCUGAUCGUGUGAUCCUUGGAGACUUGAACUUCAGCUGAAGCGGGGGAGGCAGACACUUGGUCAACCACCACCCCCAUCCUAGAGCUCAAGCUCUUUAUUCCGCCAUGGCCGACCCCAUCAUGGACCUCUUUGACGAUCCCAACCUCUUUGGUCUGGACUCGUUAACAGAUGAGAGUUUUAAUCAGGGUGCCCCAGACCCCAUUGAGGAGGCCCUGGGGUUGCCAGGCGGUGCCUUGGAUUCUCUUGCUGGUGGACCCAAGGAACAGCGAACCACCUCGCAGUCAGAAUCUGUUCAAGUACAGACUCUUACCCUUCCAAACACACAGCGUGAGGCUGGGCCCGAACUAUCCCAGCAGCACCAGCCGGGACUCCUGCAGGCCUCCCAAGAUCAGGAGGUCCUCAGCCAGGGCAACCCCUUCAUGGGUGUGUCCUCCACCGUGACAGCCGUUGCCCCCUCUUCCUCCACCGGUGGACAACUAACUGUUACAACAGCGCCUCCUUCUGCUACUCCUACCGCCCCAAAGAUCGUCAUCUUGAAGGCACCUGCUGGCAGUUCAAUGACAGGCGCCCAUGUAGCCCAGAUCCAAGCCCAGCCCAUUGGGGCAGCCAAUGGAGGCAAAGUAACCUUUGCCAAGGUACUGACAGGCACGCCCUUGCGGCCGGGUGUCUCCAUCGUCUCGGGCAAUGCGGUGCUGGCCACCAAAGUGUCUCCUGGAGCUGGGACCCCCACCACACUCCAUCGGCUGGUGCAACCCGGCCGACCCGUCAAGCAGCUGGUGCUGCAGCCUGUCAAGAGCCAGGCUGUACCCAGUACUGGGACCACGCCACUUAAACCGGCCGUGACACUGACUUCCACUCCAGCCCAGGGAGAGUCAAAGCGCAUUACUCUGGUUCUCCAGCAACCCCCAGCAGGUGGAGGCAACCCGGGACAACGCCAUGUGGUUUUAGGGAGCCUGCCAGGCAAGAUUGUGCUCCAGGGGAACCAACUGGCCGCCCUGAGCCAAGCCAAGAGUGUGCCAGGGCAGCCAGCCAAGGUUGUCACCAUCCAACUCCAGGUCCAGCAACCUGGCCAGCAGCAGCAACAACUGAGCGGCCAACCUGGAACUCAGAAGAUCCAGCUUUUGCAGCAGCCUCCAGCCAGCACCUCGGGACAGCAAGUGCCUCUGAACGUCUCUUCAGUACAACAGGCUCAAGUGGUUGGUGGCUCAGGACAGAGGGUGACAGUUCCGCUCAAGGUUGUGCUUCAGCCACAGGCCAGCUCAUCACAAGGCAAUUCAUCGGGGCUCUCGGUUGUCAAGGUUCUGAGUAGCAGCGAGGUCGCAGCCCUCCCAUCCUCCAGCGGGACAACCCGCAGCGGCUCAGAUGAAUCCCGCAAGUUAGAGCACCAGAAGAAGCAGGAGAAGGCCAACCGGAUCGUAGCAGAAGCUAUUGCCCGUGCUCGAGCACGAGGGGAACAAAACAUCCCCCGUGUGCUAAAUGAGGAUGAACUGCCCAGUGUACGGCCAGAGGAGACGGGGGAGCGCAAGCGGCGUCGGAAGGGAGGGGGUGAGCGGACCCCCAAGGAGGAGCGGCCACGAAAGGGCAGGGGCCAAGGAGGAUCUGGGAAGAGCAAAGGCCGGGGAAAGCCAAGCACCAUCACCCCAGUAGUAGGGAAGAAGCGGAAACGUAAUGCUUCUUCAGACAAUUCGGAUGCAGAGGUCAUGCCAUCUCAGGCUCCACAUGAGGAAGAGGAAAGCAGUAUUCAGAAGCGGCGUUCAAACCGUCAGGUGAAACGGAAGAAGUACACAGAGGACUUGGACAUCAAGAUCACAGACGAUGAGGACGAUGAAGAGUUGGAUGUGACAGGGCCUAUCAAGAUUGAGCAGGCCCCAGCCCCUGCACCGCCUGUCCCAGAACCAAUCCCUGAGGGCGAGACACUACCUUCCAUGCAGUUCUUUGUGGAAAACCCUAGUGAGGAGGAUGCUGCUAUAGUAGACAAAGUGCUCACCAUGCGGGUUGUGAAGAAAGAGCUCCCCAAUGGUCAAUUCACAGAGGCAGAAGAAUUCUUUGUGAAAUACAAGAACUACUCCUACCUACAUUGUGAGUGGGCCACAAUUGCUCAGCUGGAGAAGGACAAGAGAAUACACCAGAAGCUCAAGCGCUUUAAGACCAAAAUGGCUCAGAUGAGGCACUUCUUCCAUGAGGAUGAGGACCCUUUCAACCCAGACUAUGUGGAAGUGGACCGUAUCCUGGAUGAGUCGCACAGCAUUGACAAGGACAAUGGGGAGCCCGUGAUCUAUUACCUGGUCAAGUGGUGUUCCCUCCCCUACGAGGAUAGUACGUGGGAACUCAAAGAGGAUGUGGAUGAAGGGAAGGUCCGAGAGUUCAAGCGUAUCCAGUCAAGGCAUCCUGAACUCAAGAGGGUGGCCCGUCCCCAGGCAGGUUCCUGGAAAAAACUGGAGCUUACUCACGAAUAUAAGAAUGGCAACCAGUUGCGGGAAUAUCAGCUGGAGGGUGUGAAUUGGUUGCUUUUUAACUGGUACAACAGGCAAAACUGCAUCCUGGCUGAUGAAAUGGGCCUGGGCAAAACCAUCCAGUCUAUUGCCUUCUUGCAAGAGGUUUACAAUAUGGGCAUCCGGGGGCCCUUCCUGGUCAUCGCCCCUCUCUCCACCAUCACCAACUGGGAGCGGGAGUUCAACACCUGGACUGAGAUGAACACCAUCGUGUACCACGGAAGCCUUGCCUCCCGCCAGAUGAUCCAGCAGUAUGAGAUGUACUGCAAGGAUUCCCGGGGACGCCUGAUCCCAGGAGCAUAUAAAUUCGAUGCCCUGAUCACCACCUUUGAGAUGAUCCUGUCAGACUGUCCUGAGCUGAGGGAGAUAGAGUGGCGUUGCGUCAUCAUUGACGAAGCCCAUCGCCUUAAGAACCGUAACUGCAAGCUGCUCGACAGCCUCAAGCACAUGGACCUGGAGCACAAGGUAUUAUUGACAGGCACUCCACUCCAGAAUACAGUGGAGGAACUCUUCAGCCUCCUGCAUUUCCUUGAACCCUCCCAGUUCCCUUCAGAAUCAGAGUUCCUCAAGGAUUUUGGUGACCUUAAAACUGAGGAGCAGGUGCAGAAACUUCAGGCCAUCCUGAAACCGAUGAUGCUUCGGCGACUAAAGGAGGAUGUUGAGAAGAAUCUGGCUCCUAAGCAGGAGACCAUAAUUGAGGUAGAGCUGACCAAUAUCCAGAAGAAGUACUAUCGAGCCAUCCUGGAGAAGAACUUCAACUUCCUGUCCAAGGGGGCAGGCCAUAGCAACAUGCCCAACCUCCUGAACACAAUGAUGGAGCUGCGCAAGUGUUGCAAUCAUCCCUACCUCAUCAACGGUGCGGAAGAGAAGAUCCUGACUGAGUUUCGGGACUCCUGCCACCACCACGUACCCCACGACUUCCCCUUGCAGGCCAUGGUGCGUUCCUCAGGGAAGCUGGUGCUGAUCGAUAAGCUGCUUCCCAAGUUGAAGGCCGGGGGGCACAAGGUGCUGAUCUUUUCUCAGAUGGUCCGUUGCCUUGACAUCUUGGAGGACUACCUCAUCCAGAAGAGGUAUUUGUAUGAGCGCAUCGAUGGGCGGGUGAGGGGCAACCUGCGACAGGCAGCCAUUGAUCGCUUCAGUAAGCCUGACUCAGACCGGUUUGUCUUCCUGCUCUGUACACGGGCAGGAGGGCUGGGGAUCAACUUGACAGCUGCAGACACCUGCAUCAUCUUCGACUCUGAUUGGAAUCCUCAGAAUGACCUGCAGGCCCAGGCUCGCUGCCAUCGUAUCGGGCAGAGCAAAGCAGUGAAAGUUUACCGUCUCAUCACCCGAAACUCCUACGAGCGUGAGAUGUUUGACAAAGCCAGCCUCAAGCUAGGACUGGACAAGGCUGUUUUGCAGUCCAUGAGCGGGCGAGAAGGCAGCAUUGCCGGGAUCCAACAGUUUUCAAAGAAGGAGAUUGAAGAUCUACUGCGCAAAGGGGCAUAUGCUGCCAUCAUGGAAGAGGACGACGAAGGCUCCAAGUUCUGUGAGGAAGAUAUUGAUCAGAUUCUGCUUCGCCGCACCACCACUAUCACCAUUGAGAAUGAAGGAAAGGGGUCCACCUUUGCUAAGGCAAGCUUUGUGGCCUCUGAGAACAGGACUGACAUCGCCUUGGAUGAUCCCAACUUUUGGCAGAAGUGGGCCAAGAAGGCAGACUUGGAUCUUGAUAUGCUCAACAGCAAGAACAACCUGGUGAUUGACACGCCCCGCGUGCGUAAACAGACACGCCAUUUCAGUACUCUGAAGGAUGAUGACCUGGUGGAGUUCUCUGACCUGGAGAGUGAUGACGAUGACCGGCCUCGCUCUCGGCGCCAUGAUCGGCACCACCACCAGUUCCACCAUUCGUAUGGCCGCACAGACUGCUUCCAGGUGGAAAAACAACUGCUAGUCUAUGGCUGGGGCCGUUGGCGGGAAAUCCUGUCACAUGGACGUUUUAAGCGACGUAUGUCUGAUCGGGAUGUGGAGACCAUCUGCCGGGCCAUCCUGGUCUACUGCCUUAUGCAUUAUCGAGGCGAUGAAAACAUCAAAUGCUUCAUUUGGGACCUCAUCAGCCCCAUUGAAAAUGGCAAAGCCAAAGAGCUUCAGAAUCAUUCCGAGAGCCAUGCCCCUGCUUUGAGCUCACUUGCUGUUCCUCGGGCAGGCCUGUCCAUCCCAGUUCCACGGGGCCGCAAAGGGAAGAAAAUCAAGUCACAAACCACCUUUGACCUCCAAAAGGUUGAUUGGAUCCGCAAGUACAACCCAGACACCCUCUUCCAAGAUGAGGGUUACAAGAAACACCUCAAGCAUCAAUGCAACAAGGUACUCCUGCGGGUGCGCAUGCUAUAUUAUCUCCGCCAGGAAGUGAUUGGGGACCAGGCCGAAAAAGUGUUGGCAGGUGUUAUUUCCAGCGAAAUUGACAUCUGGUUCCCACUGGUGGAUCAGGCAGAGGUCCCCACAGCCUGGUGGGAUGCAGAAGCUGACAAGUCCUUGCUCCUUGGGGUGUUCAAACAUGGCUAUGAGAAGUACAACACAAUGCGAGCAGAUCCUGCCCUCUGCUUCUUGGAGAAGGCCGGUCGCCCGGAUGACAAAGCCAUUGCAGCAGAGCACCGCUUGGAUACGAACGAGGGGGUGGAUUUUGACAAGGACUGUGAGGACCCAGAAUACAAACCGGUGGGAGGUCCUGCCAAGGAGCAGGAUGGUGAGGGUGACCCGUUGAUGAUGAUGGAGGAGGAAAUUUCUGUGGUGGAUGGAGAGGAAGGCCAAGUGGGGAACCUGUUCUGGCCCCCAGCUUCGGCUCUCACGGCCCGUUUGCGGAGGCUAAUCACCGCCUUCCAACGGAGUUACAAGCGUGAGCAGCUGAAGAUGGAGGCUGCGGAGCGAGGAGACAGACGCCGACGCCGUUGCGAGGCUGCCUUCAAGCUGAAGGAAAUGGUGCGGCGGGAGAAGCAGCAACGAUGGACACGGCGAGAGCAGUCAGAUUUCUACCGUGUGGUCUCCUCCUUUGGAGUGGAAUAUGACCCGGACACAAUGCGCUUCCACUGGAACCGCUUCCGGUCCCUUGCUCGCCUGGACAAGAAGACAGACGAGAGCCUCGCCAAAUAUUUCCAUGGUUUUGUGGCCAUGUGUCGACAAGUGUGUCGGUUGCCUCCCGCUGCAAGUGAUGAAUCUCCAGACCCCACACUGUUCAUUGAGCCCAUUACGGAGGAACGGGCCUCACGCACCUUGUACCGGAUCGACCUUCUGAGGCGCCUGCGGGAGCAAGUGCUAUGCCACCCGCUCUUGGAAGAACGCCUCACCCUGUGCCAACCCGCAGGCCCUGAAAUGCCACCCUGGUGGCAAUGCGGGCGCCAUGAUGGCGAGCUGCUGAGGGGGGUGGCGCGCCAUGGCCUCAGCCAGACAGACACCACUAUCAUGCAGGACCCAGAUUUCUCCUUCUUGGCGGCUCGCCUCAACCACAUGCACAGUCGAUCAGGGGGCACUGGGACGCCCCCGCUGCCGCCCCCUCCACCGCCACCGCCGCCACCUUCAGGGCUGUCUCUUCCCGGAGCCAGUGUGCCAGCUGCCCCAUCUCCCCUGCUCCUACAGCCACCCAUGCAUCAGCUGCCCACUGCACCACAACCCUCGGCCCUUCCUGUUAAACUUGAAUCGGCCGACGACUCAGACUCGGAGCUUGACCUCGGCAAGAUCUCUGCUUCUUCGUCCUGUUCGUCCACCUCUGGCUGCUCUGAUGACAGUGAGGGUGAAGAGGCCUCUUGCGGUGGGAAGCUAUUUGAGGAGGAGGAGUCGCUACUGUCCCUGCCCACUUCCCACGAAGGCAACUCGCCGCAGCCUAGUGCCUCGGACUUGCUGUUGCAGGAGCGCCAGCGUGCCCACGAGUGGCCAAAGGACCGAGUUCUUCUCAACCGUAUCGACUUGGUGUGCCAGGCUGUGCUCUCUGGGAAGUGGCCCACCACCCAGCAAGGCCAGUUGGGUUCCUGUAUUGGCCAUGGAGAAGGCCUGCCUCGUCUUCAUGGAGAAUACACCAGCUCUCCCAUCCCACACAUCUGCCCCCUGGUGACACAUGAGGAAGGGACAACCUCAUUCACUCGUCUCCGGCACAGCGGCCUAGAGAAAGAGUUUACUGUACAAAUCAAAGAUGAAGAGGGAAUCAAGCUGACCUUCCAGAAGCACAAAUUGGUCCCGAACGGCACUAUGCGGGAUCGUCCUGCAGUCACCCAGAAGAAGAGCAGCAAGAAGAUGGUGGAGCUGGAGUUGCAAUGCCUUGAAGCACUGAGAGGCCCUGAUAUUGACCUUGAAGCUCGUAUCCCAGUGGUGAAGAAGACAGAUGGGACCCUGCUGGUGGGUGAUGCAGCCCCUCGGCGGGCUGAUCUUGAGGUGUGGCUACAGGCCCACCCAGAAUACGCUGUGGAUCCUCGCUUCCUGGCUUACAUGGAAGAACGUCGGAAGCACAGAUGGCCCCGGUUUCCAAAACCAGUUCCAAUUGAGCCAACCUGCCUGGUGGGCCUGGAGCGCAUGCAAGGUGCAGGCAUCUCUGCCAAUGGCAAGAAGGGUUUUCUGCCAGAUCCCACAAUGAACCGUCUUCUUCCGGGACCAGUAGGGGCUGAGAACGUCCAGAAACGAGGCCGCCAGACCCCCAUGGAGUUCUCCAACAUGAUGGCUCUGAUGGGAGCUGGCCGGGUCCAAUUGGGAGCUGCCGGGCCCCUCUCCUUGCACCAUGCCCACUUCCAAGCCGGCCCAGCUCAUGCCUCCCCCCUGCAGUACAUGCCCUUUUCUACUGCUGCCGCCACUGCUGCUGCUGCAUCCUCCUCUGGCGCCCUGCUCCACCCCACGCUCAGCCACGCCGGCUACGCCACGGCCCCCUUGCACCUGAGCCACAUUCAGCCUGUUGACGACGACGACGAUGAAGACGAGAUGGAUGACUUGUCUCAAGGCUAUGCCAGCUCGGAACGGGAUUUCUCCUUGCUAGAUGACGACCCGAUGAUGCCAGCCAACUCUGACUCCAGCGACGAGGGGGACGAGGAGGGAGACGACUGAGCUUUUGCUCCUCACUUGGGAACAGACAGAUGGGUGUGACGCAGGGACUAGCCGUCCCCUUUGAUGUUGGAUUUGACAGGCCAGAGACUCUGUGUCUGCUUGGGGCACGCACCAGUUGAGUUCCCCUUGUUCCACAUGGCUCACAGGGAGGGUGAAAUGGAGCCCUUACCCACCCAGCAACGGGCGGCUGGGCGACUGUCCUCCUAGAAGGGUGCUCUUAUGUGUGGCUUCUCUUAUGUUUUUUAAAAACAAAUGGCUAUUAGUGAGGUCAGUGAAUUUGGCCUCUCCUUCUGGCACUUGGUAUCAAUUGGGAACUGUCCUUGAAAGUCUUGAUCUCCUUGGGACGGUAAAACCACAGCAGAAACCCAUAGCAAGGGGUCCUGUCUAGCCAAGACGAUCUGGGUAUAGGUAGCAGCUCCUCUCUUUUUUUCCUCCCCGCACCUGUCCCCACAACCCUGUUCUCUUUCCCUCCCUCCCCAGGUUCACGUGCUGUAACAUAAGUGCAGGGGGGGGCAAACUCCUUUCCUUUCCCUCCGUCCCCCUGUCUGUGUGGGUGGGGUUUAUAUUUAUAAAUAUGUAAUAUGUCUUGUGUAAUAUGGCCGAAGCUGUGGGAAUGAAUUAUGAGGGGAAGUCAGGUCACAAAGAGGGUGGGUUUCGGGGUGGCCGGGGGGCUGUGAGGGAAGAGAAGAUAGAGUUUCCUGUAGCUGGAUUCUCCCAUUUUUUCUUUUGUUUUUUUUAAUAAAAAGAACCAAAUGGACAAAAAA